Messenger RNA from Chenopodium quinoa (quinoa), 849 nucleotides. RefSeq lists its product as uncharacterized. Gene Ontology annotation, molecular function: nucleic acid binding; zinc ion binding. The transcript has 3 exons. The record is from RefSeq and is a predicted model, not a curated record. Bases 1 to 849 code for a protein of 282 amino acids. Lineage: Eukaryota; Viridiplantae; Streptophyta; Magnoliopsida; Caryophyllales; Amaranthaceae.
AUGGGAGAUCUUAUGAAAAGACAAUCCAGCAUCCUAGAUUUAUCUGGAAAGAAAUUUUUGGAAUGGAAAGUGGAUGCCGUGAUGAAUUUGAAAGCUCAAGGGUUGGAGCACACUAUUAAAGAUAAUAAAAGUCCCUCUAUUCAAACAACUGAUACUACCACUUUUGCAAUGACGGUUGUAAAACCUGUUACUGAACACGAAAAGGCAAAAGCCUUAGUGUUACUAAGUCAUUUACAUGAAGGCAUUAAAAUUGAGUACAAGAUGGAUUUCAAAUUUGUAAUUGAUUACAAUUCAACCAUACAUGAGAUAGUAUCUAUAUUGAGAUACUGUGAUCAUCCAGUCACCGAUGAACAGAUGAUUGAAAAAACACUCACUACCUUUCAUGCAAGCAACAUACUAUUGCAAGAACAAUAUCAUGAAAGAGGUUUCAAAAGGUUUAAUGAAUUAACGAAUGUGUUGCUUGUUGCGAAACAAAAUAGUGAUCUUUUGUUGAAAAAUCAUAAUCUUAGACCAACUGGGUCUCUGGCCACUCAUCAUGAGGCAAAUGCAACAAGUUCUUAUCCACCUGAGAAGGGACAGUCAUCUGGAAGCCACAAACAAACUCCUUCAAAAGGAAAAGACACAUGUUACAGAUGUGGCAUGACUGGACAUUGGGGACGUACUUGUCGUACGGCCAAACAUUUGGUAGACCUUUACCAGGCUUCCGUAAAAGGCAGAGAGAAAAAUGCAGAAGCAAAUUAUGUUAAUGAAGAAAAUGUUCCAUGUUCAACCCUUGAUGUGUCCGAUUUCUUCAUGGACAAUGCUGAAAUUGGAAAUGAUUUCAUAUUUGGAGAAAAUUACAAUACUUAG